Messenger RNA from Lates calcarifer (barramundi perch), 4102 nucleotides. Its product is annotated as solute carrier family 12 member 3-like. Gene Ontology annotation, molecular function: sodium:potassium:chloride symporter activity. NCBI's taxonomy places the organism in Eukaryota, Metazoa, Chordata, Actinopteri, Centropomidae. Gene Ontology annotation, biological process: potassium ion import across plasma membrane; chloride transmembrane transport; cell volume homeostasis. Gene Ontology annotation, cellular component: membrane. The record is from RefSeq and is a predicted model, not a curated record.
AUGGGCUUUGUAGAAACUACUGCAGCCACUAAGUAGUGCACUAUUCUGUUUGGCUACAUUUGGUAAAAUAAAUAUUAAUAAUACUUUGUCACACAUUUUAAAGCAUAAAACUGUACUGAAUGUGUCUCUGUGAGUAUACGCUUUUUGUGGAGUAUGGUUCUUCUUUUUUUCCCUCACUACCUGUUGCUACACGUUUAAGUUUAAAAUAAGACAAUUAUUAGCUAGUUUUUGAAUAGAUAUUGAUUGACAUUGUUUAGUGUCCUUGAAAAGUUGUUUGAAUGAUAAAAUGAUAUUCUAGAGAGAUGAGAGAGAAGUGCUUAAAAUCAAUGUGGAAAAGUUGAUGAAGGUGAGAGAAAAGAUGCAACAGAACAGAACUGUUGGAUUAUGAAAUCAAGAAAAUGUGGACAGUAAUAGUUUUACAAGGACUCUGGAACACCAGAACAAGUGAGAAUAACUAAUAUAUUAAACAAAUAUCCCAGAAUAAUGUAUCAUUUUUGUGCUAAACAACCAUUAAUGUGGCAUUUUUGCUCUCUGCUUCUCAGAAAAAAGUCAGCUGUGGUAUGUGUUGAGUUUAUAGUACAUAGAGCAUAACCACCACAAUCCACCCUCUUGUUACUCUGUUUACUCCAAACUUUGUCAUUGCUGAAACACUGAACUUCCUGUGUUGUCCUGUGAUAACCGAUACCAGUAACUAGCUAUGCAAAACAAAAAUAGAAGAUGUUAGAGUAUAGGUGGAAAGAAAUAUUACAUCACAGUAUUUUACAUUUUCUUCAGUGUAGACAGUGUGUGUGUCUGUGAGGGGGAGGGAGGAAAAUGAGGGUGAUGGGAGUGGAUGUCACCUACCUCACUGAAGGUGAAUAUAAAGAGUCGCAGCAGUGUGAAGAAGGAGCAUAUUUCAUUUGCUGAGAACCGCUCAUUCAUCUGGAACAGAGAUCACCUGUGAAUCAGUAAGACGUGCUGAUGGGGCAGUUGAUAUCCAAACGUGAUGGCUUGGUCCAUGGCGUUGUCCCUCGGGUUCAUUUCUCAACCAGUGAGGAAGGACCUCCCAGGUACUCUCCACACAAUUUUGAUGCCACCAGACGACAACAAGAUGGUAACCUCCAAAUUCCUCCAACCAUUGUCGUCUCGGGUGUGGAGUCAAGUGAAUCAGAGCGUCGGGGCUCAAGAGUGGAGCUGCGGAGAUCUUCCCUCUACAGCACCUUAGACCUGGUGCCACAGCUGGAACAUUAUGCCAGCACACUUCCACACCAGAAGUCGAGGAGCCGACCCUCUCUGGAGGCUCUUCGCAAGGCAUUUGAUGAGAUGGAGACAAGGAUGGAGGUAGUAAACACCACCACAGAAUCAGGAGUUAACAGUCUGCCGGCCACAGACGGUGGAAAUGAAGAAUCGCAGGCUUCUGAGGAGAAAGCUCCUGUUCGAUUUGGCUGGGUGACUGGAGUCAUGGUUCGUUGCAUGUUGAAUAUUUGGGGAGUCAUCCUGUUUCUCAGACUGUCGUGGAUCACUUCUCAGGCAGGCAUCCUGUUGACUUGGCUUAUUAUCCUGAUGUCUGUGACGGUGACCUCAGUAACUGCACUCUCCAUCUCUGCUAUCGCCACCAAUGGGAGGGUGAUCUCAGGUGGGGCCUAUUUCAUGAUCUCCCGCUCUCUGGGUCCUGAAAUUGGUGGACCAAUUGGGAUGGUCUUUUCCUUCGCCAACGCUCUGGCUUGUGCACUCAACACUGUUGGCUUUGCAGAGGUUGUCCGCGAUCUAAUGCAGGAGUUUGGUGUCAUAAUGGUCGAUUCAAUCAACGAUGUCCGUAUUGUGGGUGUGAUCACGGUGACAAUUCUCCUGCUCAUUUCACUGGCUGGAAUGGAGUGGGAGUCCAAGACCCAGAUUUUGUUCUUUAUAGUUCUUAUGGUCUCCUUUUCCAACUACUUUGUGGGAACAUUCAUCCCUUCUAAUCCAGAGAAACAGGCCCAGGGUAUCUUUGGAUACCGCACUGAAAUCUUCGUAUCAAACCUGAAACCAGACUGGAGAGGACCUGAAGGCAACUUUUUCCAGAUGUUCGCCAUUUUCUUCCCCUCAGCCAUCGGCAUCCUGUCUGGAGCUAACAUCUCUGGAGACCUCAAAGACCCUGCUACUGCUAUCCCCAAAGGCACACUCAUGGCCAUUUUUUGGACUACAUUCAGCUAUUUAGCUAUUUCUGUAACUGUUGGGUCGUGUGUCAUACGGGACGCCUCUGGAAAUGUAAGUGACAUUUUGACUGGGAACAUCACUGAUGGCUGUGUGGGUCUGGGGUGUAACCUGGGCUGGAACUUCACAGAGUGCAUCCGGUCACAGUCUUGUGAAUAUGGUCUGGCCAACAAUUUAAAGGUGCUGGGCCAAGUUUCAGGUUUCUACUACCUCAUCACUGCUGGUGUCUUUGCCGCCAGCUUGUCAUCUGCUCUCGGCUUCCUCGUCUCUGCUCCCAAAGUCUUUCAGUGUCUGUGCAGAGACAACUUAUACCCGUACAUAGGAUUCUUUGCAAAGGGUUAUGGGAAAAAUGAUGAGCCACUCCGAGCCUAUCUCCUCUGUUACAUCAUCGCUGUGGCCUUCAUUCUCAUUGCUGAGCUGAACACCAUCGCAGCCUUGAUCUCCAACUUCUUCCUGUGUUCCUACAGUCUCAUCAAUUUCAGCUGCUUUCAUGCUUCAAUCACUAACUCUCCUGGUUGGAGGCCGUCAUUUCACUACUACAGUAAAUGGACAGCUUUGUUUGGAGCUGUGAUCUCUGUGGUCCUGAUGUUCUUGUUUACCUGGUGGGCUGCUCUCGUCACCUUCUGUAUUAUAUUUUUCCUGUUUGGAUAUGUCAACUACAACAAGCCAAAGGUAAACUGGGGAUCAUCAGUCCAGGCAGGUACAUACAACAUGGCUUUGUCCUACUCUGUCUCUCUGUCUGGUGUUGAGGAUCAUGUCAAGAAUUUUAGACCCCAGUGUCUUGUCCUGACUGGGCCCCCAAACCAGCGACCUGCACUGGUGGACUUUGUUGGCUCCUUCACCAAGCAUAUAAGCCUCAUGAUCUGUGGAGACAUAAUCAUGGAGCAGGACAGGCAUACUCGGUCACAGGAUUCCACAGACUCUUUGGUUAAGUGGAUGAACAAGAGGAGGGUGCGCUCGUUCUAUACUCCUUUCACCGCAGACAGCCUCAGAGCUGGAACUCGACACUUGCUGCAGGCUUCUGGUCUUGGCAAACUGAAGCCCAACACGCUUGUCCUGGGCUUCAAGACAAACUGGAGGGACAGCUCUCCUGAAAGCAUUGAAGAUUAUAUCAACACCAUAUAUGAUACGUUUGACUCCAACUUCUGUUUGUGUAUGUUGAGGAUGAUGGAUGGCCUGGAUAUCUCCGAUCAGUUUGAUUUUGAAGUGAACCAAGGCUUUGAACCUGAUGAAUCUGUGGAAAAUGAUGACCAGCAAUCUCCUGAGAGAGAAUCAGCUGAUGACCUCUCCGAUAAAGGUGACAGUGAUCAGAUCAAGACAGUGUUUCAGAAUGACCAGGGGAAGAAGACCAUUGAUGUCUACUGGAUAGCUGAUGAUGGAGGUCUGACCUUGUUGGUGCCUUACCUGCUCACCAGAAGAAAACACUGGCGUCGCAGUAAGGUCAGGGUCUUCAUCGUGGGAGAUGAACAAAACAUGGAGGAAGGCCGCAACGAGAUGAUCGCUCUGCUGAAAAGGUUCCGUCUGGAUUUUAAUGACGUUAUAGUCAUGACAGACAGCGAGAAGCGUCCACAUGUCAAGAAUCUGAGUAGGUUUGUGGACAGUGUUGCCCCCUUCAGGCUACAUGAUGAACAGCAGGAUGGCAUCUCAGUUCAGGAGUUGAGACAAAGUGCCCCAUGGAAAAUAUCUGACAAAGAGUUUGAGGCCUUCAGACUUAAGUCUGAGAGAAAAGUGAGACUAAAUGAAAUCAUCCGUAGGAAUUCACAACAUGCCGCCCUCGUGCUCGUGAGUCUUCCUGUGCCGCAGAGUGACUGCCCCAGUGCUCUGUACAUGGCCUGGCUGGAUACUCUGACCUGCGGCCUCCACUGCCCCGCGGUGCUGAUACGAGGAAACCAGCAGAACGUCCUCACUUUCUACUGCCAGUAAAUCCUGU